GCCAACGGCGUUUCUGCACAGAAAUUGCAGUGUGUACUGAGAGAGGUGUUAGAUGCUGCGAGUAAGGCUCACAUUCCCAUAGUGGCCACCAUUUGUGACAUGGGCACUGCUAACGUGAGAGCUAUAAAAGACAUGGGAUCAGACAUUAAUAAUCCUUACUUUGUGCACAAUGAAUUGAAAAUAUUUACCAUAUUUGAUGUGCCACAUCUAUUGAAAUGUUUUCGGAAAUAUAAUAUUUUGCUUCCCACUGUAACCUUUGCUACUCAACAACAAUUAAUGCAAGCCAGGUGGUCAGAUAUAAAAAUUGCUUAUGAGCAAGACAAGAAAAAUCCACUGAUCUUUCGCAGUCUACAUAAGUUGAAAGAUUUUUAUUUAUAUCCAGUAGGCCAAACAGCUAUGAAAGUUAAAGUUGCUGCACAAACCUUGAGCCGAACAGUGUCUGUAUAUUUAUAUAAUUUAGUGCAACAAAACAUUUUGCCACCACGAUCAUUAGCUACUGCAACCUUUAUUCAAGAAAUGGAUGAGUUAUUUGACAGCCUAAAUGCUUCAGCUAGAGUUGCACCUGAUGGCAAGCCGUUUAAAUGCAUCGUUUCCGAAGAAUCAGGCCACACUUCGUUUUGGGAAGAUGCAUUCAGAUACAUACCUUGAGAGCCACCACUGAACUGUGGAAAUUUCUAAAAAGGCAAGGGUUCAAAACUUUGAAAACAAAAUGUAUAAAUCAGGAUGGACUUGAAAACCUUUUUGGAAAUAUUCGUGCAGGCUGUGGUUCUAAUGAAAAUCCUACUGUGACACAGUUUAUCGGGUCUCUGAAAACACAAAUUAUUAAUGGACUCACAAAUCAGGAUUUGAAGGGAACAAAUUGCGAGGAAGAUGAAUUAACUCUUUUAAGUAAUUUACGUUCCUUGUUAGAACCUGCUGCUGGUGUUUCAGAAUCCGUUGAAAGUAUGAACGAAUCAAGUAUUGAAAUUGCAGGCACUUCACUAAGUAAUUACAGCAACUCUAGUGCAUUUGCUGUUGACAUUGCAAAUGCUGUAGAAAUUGGUUCUCUUCAGACAUUAUCGGUUGCUUAUGUCCGCGGUUUUAUAAUUAAAAAACUAUUUUCAAACUUUGUUUGCGAUAGAUGCAGUUACAUCUUGAGCUCAGAUGACACUGAGCCAUGUAAUCAAUUUAUUUCCAGUAAGGAAUUCUCAAAUUCUAAGAAUAAAUUGUUUUAUCCUUCUAAACAGUUUGUUAUUGCGGUUGGUAUUGGUAUUACAGUUUUAGAGAAUAAGCUACCGAUUAUUUGUGAAAAGAAUAACCUACAAGAUGUAGCAACAAAUUUGCUUAACCAAGAAAUUGAUUUCUCAUUUAUUACUUGUGAGGAACAUUUUUAUUUUUUGAAAGAUUUUUUACUUAAAAGUAUAUGUAGAAUCGGAAUCCCAUGGUACUGUACAAGACUUGUCCGAAAUUUAAGAUCUGAAGCCAGCCGGCAAAUGUCAGCACGCACAAAAAGAAAAA
Molecule: messenger RNA, 1497 nt
Organism: Diorhabda carinulata
Lineage: Eukaryota; Metazoa; Arthropoda; Insecta; Coleoptera; Chrysomelidae
Exons: 2
Coding region: 100-648 (182 amino acids)
Source: RefSeq, a predicted model, not a curated record